Messenger RNA from Saprolegnia diclina VS20, 200 nucleotides. RefSeq lists its product as hypothetical. Lineage: Eukaryota; Oomycota; Saprolegniomycetes; Saprolegniales; Saprolegniaceae. The record is from RefSeq and is a predicted model, not a curated record. The annotation marks the transcript as partial. The transcript has a single exon.
AUGAAGUCGAUUCUUGCUUUGCUCGCGCUCUUGCCGCUUGCGACGAUGGCCAAGUCGGUGCCGGACUGGCAAGUGUGCAACUCGGCCACGGACAAAUGUGUGUCCAAGGGCUGGAUCUGCUGCGUCGCCGCCGACACCCCCAACUCGAAAACCAAAACGUGCCGCUCGGGUGCCUCGCAGUGCCUCUCGUCCGUCCCCAA